AUGUUGCCUGAAAAGAGAUUAUUAACAGAAGAUGAUAUGAAAUUAUGGGAGGCAAGUUCUACUAAGAAAGAACUUCUUGAUUUUAUAUCAACAUUAGCAGAAGCUGUAAAGGGGUGCGAGAAUUCUCAAAUCAGUGAACCUAUAUCUCCUGCUAUCAAUACACUGGAACAAAUAUUAGUCUCUAUUGAUAAAAUUAUUGACAAGCAUCCUGUCUUGGAAGAUAAAGAAAUAUCCAGGUUUGGUAAAAAAGAAUUUAGAGGUUUUUAUGAUGAAAUAAAUGAAGUGUCUGAGAAGUUAAUCCAUGAGAAUUUCCCUUCUCUCACACAUGAACAACUGGAACAACUGACAAUAUAUUUAGAUGAAUCAUGGGGGAAUAAGCAAAGAAUUGAUUACGGUUCAGGUCAUGAAUUGAAUUUUAUGUGUUUCCUUUUUGGCCUGUAUAAAUACGAUGUUCUAAAAUUAGAUAUAGAUGCUAGGAAUAUGGUCUUGAUAAUUUUCAUUAAAUAUCUGGAUAUAAUGAGAAGCCUGGAAACAAAAUACUGGCUUGAACCUGCAGGCUCUCAUGGGGUAUGGGGGUUAGAUGAUUAUCAUUUCUUACCCUUCUUAUUUGGCGCAUACCAAUUGGCGACGCAUAAACAUUUAAAACCAUUAUCCAUUCAUAAUGAGGAGUUGGUCGAAAUGUUUGCAAAAAAAUACUUAUAUUUUGGUUGUAUCGCAUUCAUAAACUCUGUAAAAACAACGGCAUCGUUAAGGUGGCAUUCCCCUAUGUUAGACGAUAUUAGCGGUGUUAAGAGAUGGUCUAAAGUGGCAGAAGGAAUGGUGAAAAUGUAUAAUGCUGAAGUCCUAAGCAAAUUGCCAAUUAUGCAACAUUUUUACUUUAGUGAAUUCUUAAAAUGCCCUGAAGGUGUCUCACCACCAGGUGAGAAAGGGCAUAUACAUGAUGGAAAGGAAGAUGACGAGUGUUUGGCCGAGGGACAUACCCAUAGCACAUGGGGUGAUUGUUGUGGUAUCAAAUUACCGAGUGCAAUAGCUGCUACAGAAAUUAAUAAGAAGAAACACCGACCCCUUCCUUUUGACUGA
Messenger RNA from Naumovozyma dairenensis CBS 421, 1080 nucleotides. It is a transcript of the gene RRD2, whose product is annotated as peptidylprolyl isomerase RRD2. Bases 1 to 1080 code for a protein of 359 amino acids. Gene Ontology annotation, cellular component: protein phosphatase type 2A complex; nucleus; cytoplasm. The transcript has a single exon. Gene Ontology annotation, biological process: mitotic spindle organization. NCBI's taxonomy places the organism in Eukaryota, Fungi, Ascomycota, Saccharomycetes, Saccharomycetales, Saccharomycetaceae. The record is from RefSeq and is a predicted model, not a curated record. Gene Ontology annotation, molecular function: peptidyl-prolyl cis-trans isomerase activity; protein tyrosine phosphatase activator activity.